Molecule: messenger RNA, 1599 nt
Organism: Aspergillus calidoustus
Lineage: Eukaryota; Fungi; Ascomycota; Eurotiomycetes; Eurotiales; Aspergillaceae
Source: the annotation of a GenBank genome assembly
AUGUCAGAUGAAAAGGAUACCUACCGCACCGCCGAUAAGGCUGAGGCUGUCCCUCUCAUGGAAUUGGGCGCUGAGGAGACUGCAUUUCCAAGCACCGAAUCCAAGCCCGUUGAGGCGGAGCUCCCCGUCAUAGCAAGCACUCAGGGACCUGCAAUAACCUUCUUCGACUUACCAAAAGAUACCAAGAUACGAAUCUUGCAAUAUGCUGGCCUGCUUCGACCCUGCCUGAUCAACAUCGCCUUUGAAACGCACCGAACCAAGACCGGUCGUGGUAUAUGCGGGAACGGUAACCCCAUACGCAUGACUAGGGUUUCAUGGACAGGAACCUGGGUUGAUCCUUAUAACACGCCCUGCACUCACCCUGCGAUUCCUAUUCAGGCGCUCCAAACAUGUCGUCAGGCUCGUACUGAGCUCGGGGCGUUUUUCUUUACCGAAAAUCACUUCAGCAUUUACCUUUACGGUCGGGUAGAAUACAGGCUUUUUUGUGCAGCCACACGAUGGGGUCUAAAGCACUUGAGAAAUCUGCAUUUGGAUCUGGGGCCUCGAGAAAAUCGAUACCUGAAAUUAAACGGUUCACUUCACAAAACAACUUGGACCGUGUGGUCACAAUUUUGCUAUAAUUCCAAGGAAAGAAUGCCUGCUCUGAGACGAUUUAGUAUGAAAUGCAAGGUUAAGGAUUUGGACAUUGCCAGCAGACUGAUGCGUACAAUGGAGCCUUUUCCACUUUUGGCUGAAUGCGCUUUCCACCUCAGCAAUAAACCGGACGAUGAUAUCCGUCCUGUUAUAAAGAGAGCGGCCUCGAGGCUGACCGGCAACCUCGACGAGAAGCCCUCCUUUUCCUUUACGAAACUACCCAAAGAGGUGCAACUCAUCGUCCUCGAGCAUCUUUUGUGUGACUGCUCCGAUCCAUACUUACCUGCAACACAGCGCAGAGCGGGAAUGGUUGGUUUCUUGGACCGAAAAUUGCAUCGGACGACUCAGUUCCCUCUUGCUUGCUGUGGAACAUGCUCUCCUCUUCGUGCCAUGUGUUUCUGUGAAGCUCGUCAGACCGCGUUCUCCACCACCUGCUCGUGCUUCUCCAGUCCCUUACCCUAUUUCUUGGUCAGCCGCAACUUCUAUGAGGAUUGUCGGCGCAUUUUUUUCUCAAGAACUAUCUUUACAUUUGUCGAAGAGGAGCCCGAAUGUAUCAUGCGCUUUCUCAAUACCGUUCCUACUUCGUCGUUUAUGCAAAUUCGCCAUUUGUCUUUCAAAUUUCCUAAAUGUUGGAGAACUUUCCACAGAUCGGCCAAAACUGAAGAGAUAGCCCUUCUCUCUUGGUCUGUUCUGCGCCGCUUUAUACGCGAACAUUUUGAUCUUGCGCGCCUGUCGCUAAGUAUCGUGGACCUCGGUACAACAGAGACAAUGCCAAACGCUAGCCGGAUCAGGUACAUGCGUAAAAUGCUCAAAGCAUUUUCGGAACUGCAGGGACUGCGAGAGUUCCGUGUGUAUCUGGCAGCCGAUCCUUCGUUUGAAAAAGAGUUAGAACGUGCUGUUACCAGCCGAGUGAGCGAUGAAAGAUAUUGCCCCUACAACAUGUCGACUCCAGAGCAACACUUAUAA